Amphibalanus amphitrite is the source of this 2292-nucleotide messenger RNA. Its product is annotated as protein FAM43A-like. The record is from RefSeq and is a predicted model, not a curated record. NCBI's taxonomy places the organism in Eukaryota, Metazoa, Arthropoda, Thecostraca, Balanomorpha, Balanidae. The coding region runs from base 624 to 1706 and encodes 360 amino acids. The transcript has 4 exons.
ACUGGGCAGGGCGCUUGCCUCCGGUAAGUACACCGGGGACGCGGGCCGGCCGGCCAUGUGUGGAGGGCACCGCGGGGGACUGAGGAGGCAGUCGCAAACGAAACAUCGAAGGAGACGGAGAGAGGAGAGCGGCGGGACUGGCAGAGGGGAGCCACCGCCGACCAGAGACCUGUAUAGAGACCCGCGGGGCGCCGCAACUCGGCCCCACACCAGAACUCUCCGCUGUCAGCUGGUGAGAUUAGGUAACAGCGUAGUCUCUGGAAGGACAGCCGAAUCUCGAGCCGCCGUCCGUCCAGCCGCGACACUCUGUGUGACGUCACCGGUCUGAAGUGGGCGGCGGUGUGACGUCACUGCUGCGGCGCUGCUGGUCCGCUCGGCCAGGUAGGCGGGCGGCGCGCCGGCCGUCGGCAGUUACUGCGCCACGACCACCGGCGCCGGUCGAGAGCUCCGAGCGAGCAGCGAAAGCGACGAGAGACGAUAGUGAGGCGAAGUUCUCGGGACGAACUCGGAGCGACGCAGUGAGAAAACCAGCGUCAGUGAAGCGAAGGAAUUGUGAACGCGUCUGCAAAGACAGCGAGUGGAUUUCGAUCGUUGGCGUCUUCGGACUGACAUCCCGAUCCGAGAUGGCCAGCUCCUUCAUGUCACGCCUGACGCGCCGCUGGAAGAAGAACUCGGUGGACAUUACCGAGGAGGACCCCACCUUUAAGACCGUCUACCUGGGCAAUACCGUCACCCAGUGGGCCAAAGGCAGUGGCAGCGUUGACAAGCCUCUGGCCACGCUGUGGCGAAACUACUGCCAGUCAACCAAACCCGACAUCGAGAUGCGUGUCACCAUCGCGGUCUCCGGUCUGAAGGCCACCACUCGGGAGCACGGUCUCACCGAGUACUGGAGUCAUCGGGUCACCUACGCCUACGCACACCCCAACUACCCUAAGCUCUUCUGCUGGGUGUACCGCCACGAAGGACGCAAGAUGAAGCCGGAGCUGCGCUGUCACGCGGUGCUCUGCUCCUCCGAGACCAAGGCGCGCCUGAUGCAGCGACUGCUCACCGAGAAGCUGCACCAGGCGUUCGUCGAGUUCAGGAAGGAGAAGCAGCUGCGGCAGAACGCGCGGCUGUCGGUGGUGAGCGUGCUGUACCCCAGCACCCCGGCCAGGAAGGUGGCGCUGGCCAGCGGCGGCGCCAACUACCGACCGCCCCUGGAGCGCAGCAAGAGUGCGCCCAAGCUCAGCAGCAUCGAGGAGGACCGCGACGGAGAGGAGAGCGAGGCGCGCGAGGAGGAGCGCCGCCGCGCGGCCACCCAGUCGGCGAUGCCGCCGCGGCCGCGCGCGCUCAGCGAGCCUCUGGUGCCGCCGCCGAGCGUGUGCUCGCACCCGCAGGCGGGCGCCGGCUCGGGCGCCGACUCCGACACCGAGUCGGACACGGGCUCGGAGCGCAGCGGCACCAGCGUGCCCAGCGACCCGACCGCCGACUCGGACUGCGAGACGACCGACACGGUGCUGCUCCAGUCAAACGGGCCGUGCCGCGUCUACCACGUGCGCCGCGGCUCGCCCGUCGAGCGCCGCCUCAACGACUGCCGGCUCCAGGUGCGCUGCCGGCUCGACGACGAAGCCAUGCACCACCAGUGGACGCGCGCGUCGCACGAUGACAUCGACGACAGUGCCAGCGACGAGAGCGGCUACGCGGAGGAGGUGACGAGGGCGGCCUGAGGGCGCCGCGCCGGUCACUUGUCGUUGUGUUGAGAUGUUGUGUGCGAGCGGACGCGCGACCGUUCUUGGGUCGCGCACAGUCUAGUCAGCGCCCCCGCCCCUGUGCGGGCGUCGUUCGUUGUUGUCGGGGCGCCGCGCGACGCUCGAGGAAUUUGCGUGCCAAAUCUUCACUCCGAGCCGUCUGUCGGGCGGUCGGACUCGGGAGGUCGCGGGUCGGGCCGCUCUCGGGCUGUCCGAGGCGGCCAGGACGCGUCGGCAGUCCCCGGUCGGCAGCGAGGCCGGACGGUCGGCGGCGGCCGGGCUGACCUGAGGUCACCACAGGUCAGCCCGGCCGGUCGCCGGCCGAGUCGGCCCGCUGCACCGCCGUGCUAUUUAUUGGCGCCUUCGCUCAUCCUUGUUUCACUGCUCUGCUGAGCCGUCCAUCGCCAGCGGGCACACCGUUCGCCCACAUUCAGACUCCGGUCUGACACAGCCGACAGUGAAACUCGGGAUGACGCGAGAGGCCGCCGCAGUCCUCGCUGGCUGUCUAAGAUAUUAUCUAUCGUGUGUAUGUAAUGUGCUAUCUAUGAGAUGUGAUACAACUAAU